This is a messenger RNA of Aegilops tauschii subsp. strangulata, 498 nucleotides long. RefSeq lists its product as uncharacterized. Gene Ontology annotation, molecular function: DNA binding; DNA-binding transcription factor activity. Gene Ontology annotation, biological process: regulation of DNA-templated transcription. Lineage: Eukaryota; Viridiplantae; Streptophyta; Magnoliopsida; Poales; Poaceae. The record is from RefSeq and is a predicted model, not a curated record.
AUGUCGAUCCGCCGGCUGGGCGCUUCGGAUUUUCGCGGAGUCCGCGAGCGCCGCUCCGGCGCCUUCUCCUCCGAGAUCUGGUUUCGCAAGAAACGUCUCAUCCUCGGCACCUUCGACACCGCAGAGGAGGCGGCCCGCGCGCACGACGCGGCGGUGUGGCGCCUCCUGAGGCCUCGUCGGGAUAUGAAUUUCCCCGACGUGUCGAGCCAGCGGGCGCAGGAUCUGGCGCCUCUCCCGCGGCUUUUCACCGACGAGGAUCGUCGUGACAUCGUCGAUGAGCGCCAGUUCUACAAGCAAAGGAGGUUGGAGAGGGACGCGAGGAGGACGGAGCGAGCCGCCUAUCGGGAGGACAAGCGUUCGCGGAAGCAGGCCGCUCAAUUGAAACUAAAGCUACGAGAAACGUCGGGUUGGGACUUUGAAGACGAGCAGCAUGCUGACGCCUACAUUCAGACGUCGGAGGAGGACAUUACCGAGUCGGUGUCAGAAAGCGACGAGUAG